Nyctereutes procyonoides (raccoon dog) is the source of this 981-nucleotide messenger RNA. Its product is annotated as olfactory receptor 1D2-like. The record is from RefSeq and is a predicted model, not a curated record. Gene Ontology annotation, biological process: G protein-coupled receptor signaling pathway. Lineage: Eukaryota; Metazoa; Chordata; Mammalia; Carnivora; Canidae. Gene Ontology annotation, molecular function: olfactory receptor activity; G protein-coupled receptor activity. Gene Ontology annotation, cellular component: membrane.
CAUUUGAUGGUACUGAUGUUGCAGACAGUUGGAUAAAUGGAUGGAGGCAACCAGACUGAAGUCUCUGAAUUCCUACUCUUGGGGAUCUCAGAUAGUUCUGAGCAACAACAGGUCCAGUUCUGGAUGUUCCUGUCCAUGUACCUGGUUACAGGGGUGGGAAAUGUGCUCAUCAUCCUGGCCAUUGGCUCUGAUCCCCAUCUGCACGCUCCUAUGUACUCCUUCCUGGCCAACUUCUCCUUCACAGACCUCUUCUUUGUCACCAAUACAAUACCCAAGAUGCUGGCAAACCUUCAGUCUCAGAACAAAGCCAUCUCCUAUGCAGGGUGCCUAACACAGCUCUACUUCUUGGUCUUCCUGGUGACACUGGACAACCUCAUUCUGGCCACAAUGGCAUAUGACCACUAUGUGGCCAUCUGCCACCCCCUCCACUAUGUCACAGCCAUGAUCCCUGGACUCUCUAUUUUGUUCCUCACCUUGUGUUGGGCACUUUCUGUCAUCUGUGGCCUUACCCACACCCUCAUUAUGACCAGAGUGACCUUCUUUGGUUCCUGGAAGAUCCACUACAUCUUCUGUGAGAUGUAUGUCAUGCUAAGGUUGGCCUAUUCCAACACCCAGACCAUUCACAUACUGCUGAUUACCACAGGCAUCUUUAUCUUCCUGACCCCCUUAGGGUUCGUGAUCAUGUCCUAUGUCCACACUGUCAAAGCCAUCCUCCGAAUGCCCUCAGCCUCUAGCAAGUACAAAGCCUUCUCCACUUGUGCCCCCCCCAAUUUGGCUGUAGUCUCCCUCUUCUAUGGGACACUUGGUAUGGUAUAUCUGCAGCCUCUCCACACCUACUCCAUGAAGGACUCAGUAGCCACAGUGAUGUAUGCUGAGGUGACCCCCAUGAUGAACCCUUUCAUCUACAGCCUGAAGAACAAGGACAUGCAUGGGGCUCUGGGAAGACUGUUCCUAGGGAAAGCCUUCCAGAGGUUGACAUGA